ACAAGCAGUCUCCCCAUGGCGCUGAUACUGUUGGAGGAGAGGCUCCUCCUGCGUAUGAGGAAUGAUGCAUGCACGAAUAAUGAGUUAUCUAUCAGUUACUUCUUAUGUCUUUUAGGAUCUCAUUCUGGACUUUUCCCGAGAGAAGUUAUACCAUACAGUAUUAUUAUUUUACUUAUGUUAGCGUAGUGAUCGACGCAAGUAGGGCGCGUCGCGGCUUCCGAUCAAUUCUCGAUCGCGUCUGUCACGUGUAGGACCUGCUUACAUACGUAACCUCUCAGCUCGAAGCACCCGCUUUCGUUAUUCUCUUUCUUUGUACGCUUACACUUCCUGCUAGACUUUUAUUGUACGCUAUCAUCCCAUCAUGGAGAUUCCGUUGUUUGGAGACCAUCCCACGAAACGACGAAGAGAAAUCAACCUUGGCGGCACAAAUGUUACGAGAGCACAUGCAUCCAUUCUACAGGAUGCGCAUGCAAGGCGUGCUCAGCGUACCGAAGAACGACGGAGGCAAGAAAGUGCCAUCCGGAUACAGAACUGGUGGAAAGCAAACCUGCAACUCAGGUUAGUCAAGCGGCAACUGCAGGCAGUCUUCGAACAAGACGUCGCUGGUAUCACUGGUCUUCGAUGUCUUGUGCUCAUUGGUCGGGAUGAGUACGUUUUGGAGAGAUGGUCAACAGCAAUGCUCUCUGGUGGUCCAGAUAGCAUAUUCAAUACCAUGAUCGAUCCUCAUGGUGCUACACUUCUUCGAAGGGCUUCCUUCCUCUUACUUCAAUUCGUCGCGGACCAACCACUAGCAACUUCCUCUGCAGCUCACGUUGCCGUGUUGGAAAUACUGCUUUGUAGUCAGCUUCCACCCCAGCCGCCGAUCCUUCGACACACCCGAAUACAAAUCCUUUCGUAUCUCCUCACCCAUGGGUAUUACUCCUUGCUGGGAAGAGCCAUCUCAAGUAUCCCAUUAUCGGCGAAGUCAACGUCGCCAGCAUUACCCAUUCUUGUUACCCUUCUUACUUCUCCAUUCACUGUCUUCCCCGGAGCAUCGCCGCCAUAUACAGAAUCCCUAGAAGAUGUCUUUUCAUUCGUUCUCACUACACCACUGCUUCCAAACCGACUACCAAUAGCUUCCCUCACCUUUCUCGCCCCACGAUUACCUCUGAAUGCACUAUAUCUGAUCAAAGCCGAUCGCGUGAUUCAGAAUACACAGAAUAUUGAAUCUAGGAUACACCUUCUCGCUAAUCUGGCAGCUUUCGCUCCACCGAGAUACAGCACAUUCAGUCCGGAAACAAUGGAGGUGUACUUGAAUCUUAUCUCAAUGAUACUGUACUCUCUACCCAUGCAUGCGCUCGAACCUCCAUUGCAACAAUCAUCAAAAACCCAGGAGACAUCUACUUGGGAUGAUGAAUCUGACUCUGACGGAGAGCCUCAGGUUACUGUCGUGAAGUCUUUCCAACCAAAACAGGUUCUUCCCGAGCUUGACCCGAAGACCAGGACUCGUCUGCAAACAAUAGCAUCUCCAGCCCAUAUCAAUUCCUUACUAGAAGCUACACAAAGGAAGUCGAAGAUACGGCGGAGUUUGUAUUCGUGGUGUGUUGCGUUGAGCAACAUCUGGCCUGAAAGGAGGGAUAAGAUCCUCGGGGCGAUCGUUGUCUAUGGUGGAGGCGGACUUGUGAGGGAGUUGUACCGAGAGUACGUUAGGCCUUCGCUUUUGGGGAAGGACCUGAAUCAUACUGCACUUAUGGAUCCUUCCCAUGCGUCUUCGUGGCCGCCGCUCUUAUUCCUUGUCGAGUUAUACACUCAAGCUCUGCUCACAAUGGGCGAUGACGAGUUUUUCUCGAAAGGAACGACUAAUGGCGCGCCUCGGAAUCCGUUGACUCUGGACGAACUCACGUCCUUUUCGAAGCAGCUGCUAAAUAUUGCUUUCACGCUCUAUUGGCACCAUGAUCAGGCGAGUAUGCAAGGUGGUGUGUCUGGUAUGCCGAACUUGAAGUGGGAAGGCGUUAGAGACAAGAUGACCAAGUGUCUUCAAGCUAUUCAUGCUAGAGACUCCCGAAAGCGGUUCACUCCAGAAGGGCAUUGGCUCGUGACCUCCGAAGUGGACAUCGCCCCAUUCGUGGAGGCAGCCGUGCUCGAAGAACGUCAACUCGCCCAACCGCUAGGUUCCCGUCCUCUUUCGAAGCGACAAAUCGCUUCCAUGGCUCCUCGACUAGGUGUCCUCAACAAUAUCCCUUUCGCCAUCCCGUUUGAUGUCCGGGUUACAAUCUUUCGACACUUCAUAGUCAACGAUAUGGUAGUCCGAGGGUAUGAUCGAUAUAACAGCCGUGCUGGAACAAGAAUUGUAGUUCGAAGAGGAAGGAUUGCAGAGGAUGGUUUCGAUAAGCUUCAAGAUGUUGAUUUAAAGGCACCUAUUCAGAUUACUUUCAUUGAUCAAUUUGGGACCGAAGAGGCUGGUAUCGACGGUGGAGGCGUCUUCAAAGAAUUCCUGACAUCCCUUUGUAAAGAGGUUUUCGACACAGAUCGUGGUCUCUGGCUUGCGACGAAGCAGCACGAACUAUACCCAAACCCACAUUCGUACGCAACGGAAGCCCAUAGUCUCAACUGGUACCGCUUCAUCGGUCGAAUACUGGGGAAGGCGCUAUACGAAGGUAUACUCGUUGAUGUCGCCUUUGCCGGUUUCUUCCUUGCCAAGUGGCUGGGAAAACAGAGCUUUCUGGAUGACCUAUCAUCGCUGGAUCCAGAGUUGUACCAGGGCCUGAUCUUCCUGAAACACUACACGGGCGAUCCCGAAGAGCUUUCCCUCAAUUUCACUGUUACAGAAGAAGAUAUUUGUCUCUCUGUAGAGUUUGGUGUGACGAAGUCGAUCCCAUUGGUCCCGAAUGGGGAACAGAUUCCUGUUACUCGAGAGAAUCGCCUUCAGUACAUCUACCUGGUUUCGCACUACAAGCUGAACAAGCAGAUUCGGAAACAAAGCGACGCAUUCUUCGACGGUCUAUCCCAGAUGAUUGACCCCAAAUGGCUUCGGAUGUUCAAUCAACAAGAACUGCAGGUUCUUCUGGGCGGUGUUGACUCCCCGGUCGACCUUGACGAUCUGCGGAAACAUACGAACUAUGGUGGCUUGUUCGAAGAUCAUGAACCCACUAUUCAAAUUUUCUGGAGAGUUGUCAAUUCGUUCAAUCAGGAUGAGCGCCGAAAGCUUCUGCGCUUCGCGACGAGUUGUAGUCGACCGCCUUUGCUAGGAUUCAAGGAGCUCAUUCCCAACUUCGCCAUACGAGAUGCCGGCUCAGACGAGAAUCGGUUACCGACCGCCAGUACUUGCGUAAAUUUGCUCAAGUUGCCGAGGUACAAGAAUGAGAGGACACUGCGCGAGAAGCUUCUACAGGCCAUUUAUUCAAAUGCUGGUUUCGACUUGUCAUGAUCAAUAGAGUUUGUACUGCUUUUAGCCCACGGUAUCAGCCUGUACUUAUACAUGUAGCAUCUUCCUUGCAUAAUAUUUUAACACUACAGUUUACUCAUGUCAAUUUCAUGUUUUUGCGGCUGAGCUGAGCUUAGGCGUCUAUAUAGUUGAUGUUUGUUUGCACG
Somion occarium is the source of this 3570-nucleotide messenger RNA. NCBI's taxonomy places the organism in Eukaryota, Fungi, Basidiomycota, Agaricomycetes, Polyporales, Cerrenaceae. The record is from the annotation of a GenBank genome assembly.